Molecule: messenger RNA, 1770 nt
Organism: Acanthochromis polyacanthus (spiny chromis)
Lineage: Eukaryota; Metazoa; Chordata; Actinopteri; Pomacentridae
Gene: dcaf17
Product: ddb1 and cul4 associated factor 17
Exons: 14
Coding region: 12-1538 (508 amino acids)
Biological process (GO): protein ubiquitination
Cellular component (GO): Cul4-RING E3 ubiquitin ligase complex
Source: RefSeq, a predicted model, not a curated record
GCCACCUGCUGAUGGCGCCAUACCGGAGAAAGAGAAGCGUGAACGCGGCUGAGCUGCUGAGCUGCAGGAGUAGAGGGAUCCAUGACGCUGGGACUCUGAUGAGACACAGUAUGAAGGUCCUGAGAGGAAUCCUCCUCCAGGAAAAUAGGACUUUCAUUAAAGUUUGGAGCAAGACCUCAAAAUCCCAAAUAAUGUACGAGAAUGGUAAAAUAUACUUUGAAAACUACCAAAAGUGCUACAGUUGUGUUCAUGCUGAGCCUCAAAGUUUGUACAAAUUACCUCAGAGGUCCAAACAAGAGAAAAUUGAAGAUGCCUUGCUGUGUCAGAGUUCACUUGACAAAACAUUACCUUGUCCCUCUGAUCAUAAAUCCAGCCUUUUGGCUUUGACGGCCAACAACUGGCUAUAUCGCCUUUCAGCUGAAACAGGAAAAGAGCUGCAGAGGGUUUACCUGUCUCCAGACUAUAAGUUCAGAUAUCUUGGCUGGGAUGUUUCUCAAGAGAUAUUUUAUGUCAAAUCUGUUCAAAAGAAAGAAACACCCUUAGCUAGACAGGCAGGUAUCAUUCAGAACACAGUGAUGCACCUGGCCAUUUUUAAUGUUUUCCCCUUGGAAAUUGUGGGCAUUUUGGAGAUCAACAAAAAGGCAUUUGGAAACGGUGUUACUGAUGUUGUGCUGUCUCAAGGUGUCCUUGCAGUGUCUUACAGCAACAAGUCAGUGAAGCUGUACAGCUUUGAGCACAUUGUCCAAAAGUACUUGACAGAGAAGUUAACACUUGGAAAGCAGAGUGCACUACUUGGAAACAAAACAGUGGGAGACGCUCCAUUUGGUAUUCCACUAAAUAUUCAGAUCACAGAUUGCCUUCCGGUGCUUUUCGAGGUGUCAUGCUCUAACAACGGGGUGCAGAUUGGAGGCUACCCCUGGCACUACAUCUACACACCACCACAUAAACGUCACAAAGGGACUCACCACAUCUGUUCACUCAAGGACAGCACUAUGGCAACAGAUGGAAUACAGAACAUGAACUGCUGCUCUCUUGAAAGUGACAGGAUUUUCUUCCACCCUGAUGACUCAGGAAGAAUCAUCCAUGUUGGACCUACCACUAUAAAUGUUCUAAAAAUCCUUGGUGAACUGAACAGUGCUUUGCCAGCAAAGGUAGUCAAGGAUUUCUCAAUGUCAACCCAGCGAAAUGAACCCACAGCACAAGUCACUGUCACCUCAUCAGGCCGAACAGUGAAAAGGAGAUUUCAUCAGCUGGACGAUGACCCGUGUCAAGAGUCCUUCCGAAUGCUGGAAUACGAAGACGAGCUUGACCUUUUGGCCCUCGUGAUAACUGACGGCGAGGAGGGAGAAGGAAAAGCUCACAUCCGACUGCAUGACAACCAGAGCGGAGAGCUGCAGCGGAGGGUUGAUCUGGUCGAACCUUGGGAUGAGACUUAUCGACACGAGGUGUUCUUUGACAAAGACACAAUUGUUCAUAUUGAACAAAAGAACACCAGUUUCUGCUGCCAUGUUUACAAACUGAAGACCACCAGAAAAUAAGUGGUGCAUCAAUGAUCACUCGUAAGAUUGUUUCACUGUUUUUAUCGAAGUUGUACACUUUUUCUGUUUUACUGAUAAUUCUGUUUUUCACAUCCACAUCAUUGCAUGUUUUCAUGAUAUGCUCUUGAUUAUGUUCUUUGUUUUAUAUAAAUCACUGUAAGUCUUUGCACUUGCUGUCACACCUACAAACAUUUUUUGACUUUUUCUAAAAUUAAAUGUUCUAUUUUUCCAA